Messenger RNA from Culex quinquefasciatus (southern house mosquito), 1222 nucleotides. It is a transcript of the gene CycH, whose product is annotated as cyclin-H. The transcript has 5 exons. Gene Ontology annotation, cellular component: transcription factor TFIIK complex; nucleus. Gene Ontology annotation, molecular function: cyclin-dependent protein serine/threonine kinase regulator activity. The record is from RefSeq and is a predicted model, not a curated record. The coding region runs from base 91 to 1092 and encodes 333 amino acids. Gene Ontology annotation, biological process: regulation of cyclin-dependent protein serine/threonine kinase activity; regulation of transcription by RNA polymerase II; DNA-templated transcription. Lineage: Eukaryota; Metazoa; Arthropoda; Insecta; Diptera; Culicidae.
UCAAAACAAAUCGACGGCUGCUUGCUGUUGCAGCUGCGUUUUUGGUUGAGGCCGGUUUGAUUGUUGAGUUCCUAACAAUAUUUAGCCAAAAUGUACCCCCAAAGUUCCCAGAAAAAGUUCUGGUCGUUCAAAACCGAGCAGGAACUGCAGGAGCGCCGGCUGCUGCAAAAUUACAACUUUAUCGCGCGGCAUGGUGCCGCAAUGAGUGAGGAGCAAAAGGCGGCCUUCUUUCUGUCCGCCGACGAGGAGCGACUUCUGCUGAAGCAGUACGAGCUGCAGCUAAAAGAGUUCUGCAAGCGGUUCGAGCCUCCGAUGCCAAAGUACGUCGUUGGAACCGCCUUUCACUACUUCAAGCGGUUCUACCUCAACAACUCUGCGAUGGACUAUCACCCGAAGGAGAUCCUAGCCACGUGCGUUUACCUGUCCUGCAAGGUGGAAGAAUUCAACGUGUCGAUCAAUCAAUUCGUGGCCAACAUCAAGGGUGACCGCAGCAAGGCCAUGGAUAUCAUUCUGUCGAACGAACUGCUACUGAUGCAGGAGCUGAACUAUUACCUCACCAUACACAAUCCAUUCCGGCCAGUCGAGGGAUUUCUGAUAGAUAUUAAGACCCGCUGCCAUAUGAACAACCCGGAUCGGCUGCGCCCUGGAAUCGAGGAUUUCAUAGACAAAACCUUCCUUACGAACGCCAUCCUGAUAUACGCCCCCUCGCAGAUCGCCCUGGCGGCGGUUCUGCACGCGGCCAGCAAGGAGCAGGAGAACCUGGACAGCUACGUCACCGAGUCGCUGUUCGGGGCGGCCGAGGACAAGCUGCCGGUGCUGAUCGAGGCGGUCAAGCGGAUACGGUCGAUGGUGCGCACCAUCGAGCUGCCCCAGAAGGACAAGGUGCGCCAGCUGGAGAAGAAGCUGGAAAAGUGCCGCAACCAGGAGAACAACCCGGACAGUCAGAUCUACAAGCAGCGAAUGAAGAAAAUGUACGAAGAUGAGGACGAAGCGGAACUGAUGGCGACGUCCUACCACAUGAACGCGUCCGAUGUGAGCUUAGAAGUGUCCCACCUGAACAGUAGCAAUCCGGCCAACAUGUCAAUCGAGUGAAGUUGAUGAGGCUGCCAAUCACGGGUAAGUUUAAUAUAUUUUUUGCCUCAUUUGUUUACAUUUUUGGUUACUUGCGGCGUACAAAUUAUGUUUCGGAAAACGAUUUGUAAUAAAAGUGUUAAUCAUUGGA